GCUACGAUUCUUGCCUGCGUGCGGACAGUCCUGCUGACUUCUUGAGCCUGCCCUGGGAAUGUGCUAAUGUGGAGAUGUGGUGUAUUUAUCACGUUAAAGGCACGAACAGUUAGAAGAGACGAGCAAAAAUGGCUCGCUUCAGAGAUGACAAUUACCGCAACUGGCUUAAAACUACAGAGACUCUCAACACACUGAGAGUAGGACUUCGUUCUUUCCUUGAAAACGAAACCGAAACUUAUCACAGCUCCCUUCAGCAGAAACUCGGCAACAGAUUGAAAGGGGCUACCUGUCAAAAUAAAUGUGAUGGAAAGCAAAACAAGAAACCUUCCUGUGAAGUCUGUACCCCAUGGACUAAGGAAAUAUUGGCCAAUCACACUUGUGCAAAAGGUAUUGUUUACUGGAAAAACUGCUUUCCACAUCUGUGGCCUAAAAACAAAUGGGAGGUGGCUAAGGUGUACAUGCCCCAGGGUCAUCGAGAGCAUGCCAUCUAUGAUCAUUUUGAUAUUGCUGCCUUACUCAACCUCAUGGGCCAUUGUACUCACUUCAGCAAAUUUAUUAAGGACCAACACACUAGCAAGGUAAUUAAUGUAAGAAACUGUGUGAUGCAUUCCCCUGACUUCACAAUGAGCCAGCAGGACUUUCAGCAGCACUUGGAGAAGAUCAAAGGCUUUGCCCGCCUCUUGGACAAACAUGCUCAUGAGCUGAAGACGUUGCCCAGUGAGAUUGAGAAGAUAAUUGAUACAGUGGAUAAUGGGUUAGCACCAGUCCUCCAGCAGCAUGGUACAGAAGGAAAUCAAAAGAAUCAUUCUGAUGCACUGCAACAGAAAUGUAUGGAGAUGGAGCAAAAAGCCCUGAAAGAGAAGAUUGAGUUUUUGACUCUACGAUAUGAAGAGGGCCAGGAUGGUGUUCAAGCGGAGAUUGAAGGCAUCAAGACCUUUCUUCAGAAGAACAAGGACCUGAAGGAGAAGCUUGCUCCACAGCUGGAACAACUCCAGAAGAGGGUGGACGAGCACGACAAGCAGAUCAACAUGCUGAACGAGCGUGUCGACCAGCUGGAGGAGAAGGUCACUGGUCAAGGACCUAAGAAAGACCCUCUCUUCAGUAUGAAUCCAAUGAAAUAUAAGAACUACGUUUUUGAAUGGGCACGGAAAUAUGGCUGGCCUGAGCCUGUGUUUACUGAGAGUUGUGAGGGAGAUGGCUACAGGGGCCACCUAACGGUGAAUGGACUUACAUUUACUGGAGAGCAAGCGUGCCCGAGUAAGAAGCUAGCGCAUCAAGAGGUUGCUAAAAAGGCCCUGGAGCACCUGCAGACCUUAGCCCCCAGUGCUGAAGUCCAUACUGGAGAAGAACAGCAGAUGAAGCAUCCAGUUGAGCCCUCAGAAAGCAACACCUCUGAGGGAUGUGUUUCAGGGCAAGACCUAGUGAAAACUGCAACCCAGUACUAUUAUGGAAGUGUGAUAGUGGUUCUGGACACUGAAGUUGCUUCUGAAGAAGGAUGUGGUCAAGAAAAGGAGGCCAUUGAUGCUACCUAUGGAAGAUUGGCCCAUCUUUUUGGACUAGAUGAAGCCAAAACCGGUGGGACACACAGGUCCUCAAAACAAGGCUUGGUUCUGGAGCAUUUUCAGGAGCGUGGAUUCCCUCCACCAAAAGAGAACAGCAGCAAAGGUCCUGAUGAGAAGUUUUACUGCAAGCUGAAAUUGUGUGGGGCUUUUACCUUUCAUGACCAAGAAGGAUCCACCAAAAAGAGGCAGGCAGAACAGCAGGCUGCUAAAACGGCCCUCCAGCAGCUCUCAAGGGUCCUGAACUGGACGGCCAGUGGAGAAAACUACAAAGGUGACCUAAAGGAGAGACUGGAGGCCCAGGGUCUGGGUCAGCCAUCUUAUGACGUCACUAAGAGGGAGAACCUACCUGGUGGGGAACGUGGACGCUCAGUGGCCUCGGUUGGCUGUGAGUCUGCUGGGAGUAGUAGCAUGAAUGUACCACCAGGAGGCAGCAGUGCUCCAAACUCUAUAGAUCAACCGUCAGCAGCAGAACUCAAAACACAGCCCACAAAGCAAGACCCUGUUGUUGCAGCUCCAGGGAUCCCUACCGCUGGUCCACAGGUCCUAGUAAAUGAACCGUCUGUAAGCAUGGAGGUGUGCAGCACAGAGACAGACAGACAACUGGAGGAGAUGGACGUGUCCCCAUCCAGAGUCUCAGCCAAUGGCACCCAACCAACACCUGUCAAGGAAGAGUCAGCAAGUACCUCAGCAGAAGGCACCCGGUACUAUGGAAGUGUGACUGUGGUCUUGGACAUUGAGCUUCAGGACCAGGAGGGGCAGCUUCAGGAGGAAGGCGCCAUAGAGUCUGCCUACAGGAAAUUAGCCGAAAAAAUUGGCAUUGAAACUAAACCAGGUUCAUCCAGAGCUAUGGUCCAUAUGUAUUUUGAGACAUCUGGCUACCCAUUACCUGUGGAAAAUGUGCAGAGAUGCAUAGAUGACCAGAUCAGAUGUAGUCUCAAACUCUGUGGGUCCUUCACCUUUGUAGACCAAGAGGGGUCGACCAAAAAGAAGCAGGCAGAACAGCAGGCUGCUAAAACGGCCCUCCAGCAGCUGUCAAGGGUCCUGAACUGGACGGCCAGUGGAGAAAACUACAAAGGUGACCUAAAGGAGAGACUGGAGGCCCAGGGUCUGGGUCAGCCAUCUUAUGACGUCACUAAGAGGGAGAACCUACCUGGUGGUGAACGUGGACGCUCAGUGGCCUUGGUUGGCUGUGAGUCUGCUGGGAGUAGUAGCAUGAAUGUACCACCAGGAGGCAGCAGCGCUCCAAACUCCAUAGAUCAACCGUCAGCAGCAGAAUUCAAACCACAGCCCACAAAGCCAGACCCUGUUGUUGUAGCUCCAGUGAUCCCUACCGCUGGCCCUAGCACAUCACCUGUGCAGAGAAAACAAGCCAAAUUGCAAUUUCAAGGUACCUGCCAAGGUGGAGAGGUGGAGAGGUUACUGGCAGUGUGGGGUCUGCUGCCCCCUGUGGUCACAUGUGAGAAGUACAGCAUGGAGCAGAGAUUCACGUGCAGUGUGAGCAUUCAGCUGGAUCGAUACACUUUCCGGAGUCCUGGCUGCUGCAGGACCAAAAAGGAGGCCAGUCGUAAAGCCUUCCAUUCAUUGGCCCUCGCCACCGGGAUAUGCCGGCCUGGAGCAGACGAGACCCGUUCAACCCAAGAAGUCAAACAGUACUUUGCCCAAAGGUCCCUCCCCUGUCCUAUAGAGGAGUUUAGUGGAAAGGAGAAUGCCUUUUCCUGCUCACUGACUAAUGUGUCGUACAGUUUGGUCUAUAACGGACAAGGUUCAUCAGAGGGAAAUGCUCGCCAGACUGCCUUCCAGGACGCUCUCACCAAACUCAGCCGCCUCUUCGGCCUCUCGGGGAUCCCAGGGGCUCAGGACGAAGCUGACGAGCAGGUGACCGCUCUGCUGGAGAUGGCCGGCCAGGGCGAGCCUGCAUAUUCCCUAAAAGCCCAGCAGUACAAGGCCUCCAUUCAGCUGAAGUUCACUGACUACCACCUGGAGCACAAGAGCAACACCAAUAAGAAGCAGGCGCGGAAUUAUCUCAGCGAACGCAUUCUCAAGAUGUUCGGUGUGGAUACAGACGCAAGCACCAGCGGGUCCCUGAGAAACUCCCUAGAUGAGUGGUGCAAGCAGGAGAAACUUCCAGGGCCAAAGUUUGAGGAAAUGAAAGAGCCGCAUGGAGUCCGGGUGACCUUUUCGGCUCCUUUCUCCUGCUCUAGUCCAGACUGGGAGGACAGCUGGCAGCAGGCCGAACAGAGCCUGCUUCAGGAGCUGACUGCACGCCUCAGCUGGAACAAAGAGGAUGGAAGCAGAAGUGGCAGCUCAAGUCUGUAAACUGUGGCGUGUCAGUCACCUGUCUCAACGCUGUGCCAGUACAGCACAGCCGUCUCCAUUGGCCUCUGGAGCCUAACGUGAAAUAGGAAGUUAGUUACAGGGACUCUGGGCUGGUUUCUGCUGUACAGUAUAUGGCCUUGCACGGUGUAGUGCUGCUUUGCUGUUGAUGUUUAGGAUGUAAUCUUUUGUCUUUUGACUUUUAGCUAGUAAACUCACUAGUUUUAUACACAAACUCUUUAUAUUUUUUCUAACUCUAUUCACUCUAUGAGGCUACAUCAUGUUUUUACGGGCAAACGAAUCACUGAUGAUGCAAAGUGUUGAGCUACAAAGUUAAAAUCAUUUCGGCUUUUGAGGCGAGGAGUGUCAGAUGAUGAGGAAAUUGCCAUAUAUGUGAACAAAGUUUGGGAUGUUGUGCAAUUGCCAUUGUGACUAAGUGAGAACUUGGUGAUAUGAAAUUCUGUAUCAUUUUAAUGUGGUGUUCGAGUCUCCAACAUGAUUAGAAUCCUGUAGUUUGUCUUUCUAUUGUAUUUUAUUGUAAUUGAAACCAAAUGACUGUGUACAUCAGGCUUCACUGUAGAAUCAUGAAUUCCUUGCUGUGUCUGCUCUUGUGUAUCAUCAGUUUUGUGUGUAUGUGUGUGCUUGUGUGGGUGUGUACGUCUGUGUGUGUGUGGGGGCGGGUGUGUGUGCGCACGCAUAUGCGUGCGUGUGUGUGUGUGUGUCUGUCUGAGUGAGUGAGUGAGUGAGUGUGUGAGAUGGGUGUGGGUUGGUGUGUGUCAUUGCAUUUGUAGCAAUUUGUCUCCAGCUUUUGGAUGUGUGCUGUUUAACCACUUCCUGAAGAAAACAGUCACUUCUAGCAGGUGCAAAGUUGACUCUAAACAAUAGGCACUGUCUUGAGAGUGGGAAGGUAUGAAAUGAAAUUAACAAUGAAUUAAUAGUUGUGCUUCAUGUGUCUCAUUAUCAAUGUUGAUAAAUAAAUCCUGAAAUGUACACUCACACACCCAGCUCUCUAUUUAU
Messenger RNA from Sardina pilchardus (European sardine), 4892 nucleotides. RefSeq lists its product as uncharacterized. The coding region runs from base 129 to 3878 and encodes 1249 amino acids. NCBI's taxonomy places the organism in Eukaryota, Metazoa, Chordata, Actinopteri, Clupeiformes, Clupeidae. The transcript has 21 exons. The record is from RefSeq and is a predicted model, not a curated record.